Molecule: messenger RNA, 4426 nt
Organism: Betta splendens (Siamese fighting fish)
Lineage: Eukaryota; Metazoa; Chordata; Actinopteri; Anabantiformes; Osphronemidae
Product: cytochrome P450 2F5-like
Exons: 11
Coding region: 465-1940 (491 amino acids)
Biological process (GO): xenobiotic metabolic process
Cellular component (GO): cytoplasm; intracellular membrane-bounded organelle
Molecular function (GO): iron ion binding; heme binding; oxidoreductase activity, acting on paired donors, with incorporation or reduction of molecular oxygen, reduced flavin or flavoprotein as one donor, and incorporation of one atom of oxygen
Source: RefSeq, a predicted model, not a curated record
AAUUUGGUGUGUUUAAAAAUGUUGUAUGGGUAUGACUGAUUGACUCUCAAGCUCUCAUGCAGCACAGUCGCCUCACAUCAAGGAGGAGAAUAAAGUCCCUAGCUUGGACAACUACAUUUCUGUGAAGUGGCAUGUUCUGCUCAUGUUUGUGGGAUCUCUGUGUUCCACCUUUCUCCAGUACCACACAGUGAGGAUACUGGGCCAAUGUGAGUAUCAAUCACUGUCUUUACUGUAGUUGUGGUUCUUUUAAUAAGUGUUAACCAAUCGCUGGUCUCCUACUCAGAUGACACUGAGAUGCUUUGAGAUACAACUUUAACAGUAGCAUUGAUUUUUUUUUCAAAGUUUGCUUCCACGAAACCUGAGCUCUUUGAAAUGAUCUCAUACAGUAUGAUGAAACACAUGACAGUUCAAAGGCUGUGGUUAAUAUAAAUGCAGAGACAGAAAAAAGUGGGUAAGCACUCAUCAUGUUUGCUUCAGUGGCUCUAUUUGUUGCUGUUCUUCUUGUCCUGCUGUUUCUUUUUCAAACAAACGUAUCUAAAAACUUUCCUUCAGGUCCUCGACCUAUUCCUAUGCUUGGAAAUGUGCUACAACUCAAUCUGAUGAAUCCCAUUGCAGAUCUGGAGAGGCUGGCCAAACAGUACGGCAAUGUCUACAGUCUGUUUAUCGGUCCCAGACCGACAGUUGUCAUCAAUGGUCUACAUGCGUUGAAAGAAGCCCUGGUCAACAAAGCUGCAGCCUUCUCUGGCAGACCAGAAAACCUCAUGAUCAAUCAUGCUUUUCAAGAGAAAGCUCCAGGAAUGGCAAUGGCAGGUUUUAACUCUUCUUGGAAAGAACAUAGACGCUUUGGUGUUAUGACCAUGCGAAACCUUGGACUAGGCAAGCAAUCUAUGGAAGUAAAGAUUCUGACAGAGAUACGUCGCAUCAUAACACAUCUGGAACAGAGUGUUGGUAAGGACAUAGAUCCUCACCUGCUUUUUCACAACGCAAUGUCUAGUAUCAUGUGCCAAGUCCUGUUUGCCAAACAGUUCGACUAUGACUCUGAACAGAUUAAGUUUUUUACUGAAUAUUUUCACGAGACCUCCAAGCAGUUCAAUGGCUUCUGGGGUAUGAUUUACGACUUUUUCCCCAUGCUGCGCAGCCUGCCCCUGCCCUUCCAAAAAACCUUUAAGCUGUUCCGGGCUGCACGUGGAAUAUAUUUAGAGAUGUUGGCUGACUGCAAAUGGACCAGAGAUCCUGGCAAACCGAAACAUUUCAUGGACUGUUACCUGGAUGAAAUGGAGAAGAGGGGAGACAAUGACGUGUCAUUCUAUGAAGACCAGAUGUGUGCAGUUAUUACUGAGUUUCAUUAUGGUGGGACUGACACGACGGCCAACACUCUGCUCACUGCCUGGCUCUACCUGAUGAACUACCCACACAUACAGGAAAAGUGUCAGCUGGAAAUAGACACAGUUCUAGAUGGGAAGGAUGAAGCCAGUUUUGAAGACAGAAACCAGAUGCCCUACGUACAGGCUGUUAUUCAUGAAAUCCAGAGGAUUUGUAGCGUUGCUCCUCUCAGUCUUUAUCAUCGCACCACUCAAGACACAGAGCUUAUGGGAUUCACUAUACCAAGGGGAACCAUUAUCAUCCCCAACCUGUCCUCAGUGUUGUUUGAGGAAGGACAGUGGAAGUACCCUCGUGAAUUCAACCCUGAAAACUUCCUCAAUGAGGAGGGAGAGUUUGUGAGACCAGAAGCCUUUGUGCCUUUCUCUAUAGGACCACGGAUGUGUCCUGGAGAGGCCCUGGCUCGUAUGGAGCUCUUCCUUGUCUUAGUGAGUUUGCUGAGGAAGUUCAAGUUCAUCUGGCCUGAAGAUGCAGGAGAGCCAGAUUUUACUUCAAUUUUUGGGUUAACCCAGAGCCCCAAACCCUAUUACAUGAAGGUCCAGCUCAGAGGAACUGACUGAUGGGGUCAGGAUCUAGUCAGUCCAAGAAACAAUCAUGUAACCCUACAUUUUAAGCAAGGUCAAAGUUUGAGCCUGUGAAUUUGCUUCAGUACAACUAUGAAAUAUAUUGUCUUCUUAUUUGACAACUAGAAGAUCUUUCCUUUCCAGUGAUACCAAGCAAAUAUAAUCAAAUAUAAUGUAGCUCCUAUCAUUUAGCACAGUGUUUCCCAACCUUUUGAACCUUGGCACAUAUUUUCUAUUAGAAGAAUCCCAAGGCACAGUCCCUAGCGAAAGUAUUCAUCCCCCACUUGACAUGUUUUGGUGCCUCACAAACUGGAAUUAACAUAGAUUGUUUGAGGAUUUGCGUAAUAUAAUUUACAGAACAUGCCUACAACUUUGCAGAUGUUUAUUUUUUUUUUUUAUUGUGAAGCAAAUAACAAAUAGGAAAAAACACAAAAAAGGCAAUAUGCAUAACUGUUCACCCCCCUAAAGUCAAUACUUUGUAGAGCCACCUUUUGCAGCAAUCACAUCUCCUCUAUGUGGCAAGCUUUAUGAGCACAGGCAUCUUUAAAUCUGACCACAGAUUUUCUAUUGGAUUGAGGUCUGGGCUUUGACUAGGCCACUCUAACACAUUUACACGUUUCUCCGUAAACCAUUCAAGUGUUGCUUUAGCUGUGUGUUUUGGGUCAUUGUCCUGAUGGAAGGUAAACCUCCGUCCUUGCCUCAAUUUACACACAGAGUGGUGCAGGUUUUGUUCAAGAAUAUCCCUGUAUUUAGCACCAUCCAUCUUUCGCUCAACUCUGACUAGUUUUCCAGUCCCAGAUGCUGCUGAUGGGUUUGCGCCAGACAUAGCGUUUCCUUUAAUGGCCAAAAAGUUCAACUUUAGUCUUAUCAGACCAGGGCACCUUCCUCCAUACAUCUUGGGAGUCUCUCACAUGCCCUUUUGCAAAAGUUUGAUUUUGCUGAAAGUAAUGGCUUUCUUCUGGCCACUCUGGUAUAAAGCCCAGCUCUAUGGAGUGUAUGGUUUAUUGUCAUCCUAUGGAUAGAUACUGUGGAACGCUGCAGCUCCUCCAGGGUUACCAGGGUUCUCUGUGUUGCCUCUCUGAUUAAUGCUCUCUUUGCCUGAUUAAUGCUCUCUUUGCCUUUUGGUGGGUGGCCGUCUCUUGGCAGAUUUGCUGUUGUGCCAUGUUCUUUCCAUUUGGUUAUGAUAGAGAUGAUGGUGCUUCUGGGGAUCAUCAAAGAUUUGGAUAUUUUCUAUACCUAACCCUGACACUUAGAUUGCACACAGGUGGACAUCAUUUAAUUUUAAUUAUGUCUCUUCUGAAGGUAAUUGGUUGCGCCAGAGCUUUUUAUGGACUUCAUAACAAAGGGGGUGAAUAAAUACGCACAUGCCAGUUUUCUGCUUUCUAUUUCUAAAAAAAUAGUUUUAUGUAUAUAUAUUUCAUUCAUUUCACUUUCACUAACUUAAAACAUAAAAUUCACAUUCACAUUUAGUACCUAAGCAGAGGAGAUUGAUGACUUUUUGUUUUCCAACAUUUUAUUACUUUAUUACUGUCUGACGACUAUGUACUUUGGUAUUUAACACGGCACUGCCCUCUAGUGGUAUAGCAUGUCACUGUACUGACUGUCACUAUAUGCCACGGCCACCAGUGAUAAGAAAAUACUGAUUUAGCAAAAGCUUCCAUUUUAUUUUGAAUUUGCAUGUUAUAAACCUAUGUAUCAAUAUUGGAAACUAGCUGUUUAGUGGCUGACACAUACAGUAUUACUAUGAGCUCUUGUAUUUUUGUGUUGUUUUUUUUUUAUAGACGUAGCUUAUAACUGCUUGACUGACCAUACUGUACUACUACUAAUAAUAAUUGUAAUGAUUAUCAUAAUUUCAGAAGCGCUCUUUCUCUUGCUUUAGUCUCACUAUUACACUACACUAUUACUCAAUAAAUUAAAUUAAAUUCAUUACAUUUUGGCACAAGUGUAUUGCUGCCCUCUACUGGUACUGUAUGAUACCAUGGUAUAUUUGUUGCCUCUGAAUUCUAAAUUAAAGUAAUUUAAAUAAAGUAAUUUAAUAAAAAAAAUAUAUUUUAUCCUACAUUUGCCUUGACAACAGGUUAACAUACAUAUAUAAUCUGUUGUUGAUAGCUGCAUAACGUCAGUGAUUUAUGUAAGUUAUGGCAACAUUUAUAUUUAGUUUAGUUUUAGUAUUUAGUUUAUACGAAUAAAAAACUACAGUACAUCCACUACAUUACAUCACUAGCUCCACAAAAACACAAUAAUUAUCUGCUCAGUGUAAAGUAAAAACGACCUGUUGUUCAGCUGCUUGUUACAAAAACAAUAAAAAUAACAAUAUUAUAAUGUGUCCUGUUCCUCUUUUAGGUUUAUUACCUAAUAUUUGAAACGUUGAAAUGACUAAAUUCUGCAAUUUCAGUAUCAUCAAAUAACAGUGUAAUAAACCUGAAAGUAUAAAGGUGACAGCUUGUGACAGUAUUUACAUGCUGUUCAAAGUUUUAAAAAUG